This is a messenger RNA of Parascedosporium putredinis, 1620 nucleotides long. The record is from the annotation of a GenBank genome assembly. NCBI's taxonomy places the organism in Eukaryota, Fungi, Ascomycota, Sordariomycetes, Microascales, Microascaceae.
AUGUGGCUGGAGAGUGGCUUUAGCACCGUCCAGCCACAUGCCCUCGGCGCCGCCUCCGACGACCGCAAAGCCCGCCUCGCCAAGCUCAAAUCCCUCAAGCGCAAGCAGCCCACCGACGAGGCCGACGUCGCGCGCCUGCACCUCUCGGGCCGCAACUACGACCCGGAGGCGCGCGGGCCCAAGCUCGGGUUCGAAAGCGCCCCGGACCACGGCGACCAGCCCACGCUCGAGGAGCUCGCCGCCGACGUGGCGGACGAGGUCGAGCGCAAGGCCGCCGAAGACGCGCAAGAGGCCAACCGGGGCAUCGACCUGUUUAAGCUGCAGCCCAAGAAGCCCAACUGGGACCUCAAGCGGGACCUGGAGAAGAAGCUCGAGGUCCUCAACGUGCGGACGGAUAACGCCAUCGCGCGGCUCCAGGUUGGGGACGAGGAGGCGGACGGGGGUGAUGCGGCGGGUAUGGAUGGCGCGGCGCUCGUGGAGGGACUACGGCCAAAGGAAAGAAAAGAAGGAGAGGAGCUCGCCAAGAUGAGUUCCACCUCCAAACCCGCAGGAAACCUCGGCAGCUGGCUCGCCAACGGCUCCUACCAAGACACCAUCUCCCGCCUCUGCGCCUCCGACCCCCGCCUCCGCCAGCGCGACCCCAAAACCACCAACCUGCACGUCCCCUUCACCGACGAGCACGCGCGGGUCUCCGUCCUCGAAGCGCACGCGGACGACGGUACCUUCCGGACGCGCGCCUGCUACACGACGCCCGAAGCGCUGCAGGCGCACCUCUCGUCCGCCGAGGCGUGCUCCUCGCCACCGGGGCGCAAAGCCGUGUACAUCCUCGAGGGGAUGGGCCCGGGGUUCGUCGGGGUGGUGGGCGCGCACUUUCGCUGCACCCGGCCAUGCCUCGUCAUCUGCGACCCGCCCCUCCGGCGCGUACACGCAGGAGAAAACUACACCGACGCCUUCGACGUCAAGACCUACCCUUACCAAGGCGGGUACAUCGACUUCGUCCCCGAAGAAGAGCAACUUCGCACGCACCACCGGCUCAUCGAGACGCUCCCGGGCCACGCAAUCGAGCACGUGCGGUCCGCCCUCAUCGCCGUGCAGCGCGGCCUCACGCGCAAGCAGGACCUUGCCCGGAUGCCCAUGCGCAAAGACCCGGCCGAGGCGCGACCCGACCCGUCGUGGCUCGACUGCGAAGCGGAUUUUCUGUUUCUCCUACGCCGGUUACGGGAGCUGCGGCACCGCACCGCGUCCCUCAACGCCGCGGUCACGGGUUUGGCGGGCAUCACGGGCAACCGGCUCUCGUACAAGGAGCAGCAGCGCACGAUUCGCGAAGCCAAGAGCACCAAGGCCAUCACGCUCAUCGGGCUCAUCUUUAUCCCGCUCGCCUACACCUCGUCCGUGUUUAGCAUGACGGAGCCGUACGCGCCUGGCCAGGAGCUCUUUUGGGUCUACUUUGCGGCCUCGGCGCCCUUGAUCGUCUUGGUCGUCUUGGGGUACUACGUCCUCGAUUACGGCUACCGGGCGGGGAGCGCGGGGUGGUCUAUACACCACGUCUCGCGCAGGGUGAGGAAGGCGGUCGGGUUGAGUUACAAGACGGAUAAAAGGGAGGACAUGUUUGAGGCGUAG